Bicyclus anynana (squinting bush brown) is the source of this 1620-nucleotide messenger RNA. RefSeq lists its product as uncharacterized. NCBI's taxonomy places the organism in Eukaryota, Metazoa, Arthropoda, Insecta, Lepidoptera, Nymphalidae. Bases 206 to 1144 code for a protein of 312 amino acids. The record is from RefSeq and is a predicted model, not a curated record. The transcript has 2 exons.
UUUGGCAAUUGAAGCAGCACGUAACUUGCAAAUAGUCCAUUACGUCGACCGCCUGCCAACCAAUAAACAGGCGCUCCUUUUAGUGGUAGUUCAGACAUGGCGGAUUCCGCGCGGAUGCAAAUCGCGCGGUUCUAAACGCAAGUGUUCAGACAGGCGCGGAUGUACAUGCGGAAUGCCGUUAUUCGCAUAGGGUGACAGUCCAAUCAUGGAAGUCGAAGAAGCAAUAUGUGUGUACUUGUUGCUCCGUAAAAAAGAAAGAAAGAAGAAACGGCAGUAUUGGGUGCAUCCAAUAUUACGCGAUCGGUUUACUCAUGGUCAGUUUCAGACUUUAUAUCCAAAAUUAAGAAGUUUUGAACCAAAAUUCUUCAAUUAUUUGAGAAUGUCGAUAAAUUCAUUUGAUGAAUUAUUAGAAAUGAUGAGUAAACAAAUUGAAUCUAAUGAUACCCAUAUGAGGUCAAGCGUGUCCCCAGAAGAAAAACUCGUGAUCACAUUAAGAUAUCUGGGUACUGGUUGUUCCUUUGGAGAACUACAUUACAACUUUCGUCUUGGCAAAUCUACAAUCACAGGAAUUGUCCGUGAAGUAUGUGAAGCUCUGUGGGAAAAAGUCACAAAAAACGUCAUGCCUGAACCCAGCGAAGAUAUAUGGAAGAAAAUAGCUAAAGAUUUUGAAAAAUAUGCAAAUUUUCCCAAUUGCAUAGGCGCCAUAGAUGGCAAGCAUAUAAGGAUUACAAAACCCAAAGAUUCGGGUUCUUUGUAUUAUAAUUACAAAACUUUUUUUUCCAUAGUACUGUUGGCACUUUGUGAUAGUAACUAUUGUUUUACUUUCAUAGAUAUCGGAUCUUACGGAAAAAGUAGUGAUUCUGCAAUUUUUAAAAAUUCAGCAUUUUAUAAAAGGUUAAUAGAAAAGUCAUUACACAUACCAAAACCUAAACCAAUAUCUGAAACAGAUCCUAAACCAUUGCCAUACGUCAUAGUUGGCGAUGAAGCGUUUGGUUUAUCCGAAAAUGUAAUGCGACCCUAUGCAGGUAAAGGGCUAUCAUACGAAAAAAAAUAUUUAAUUACAGGUUAUCAAGAGCUCGACGUUUUAUUGAAUGCACUUUUGGAAUUCUGGCAAACAAGUGGCGCAUUUUUCAUAGGCCUAUAAACGUGAAUAUAGACUUUGCCGAAGACAUAAUAAAGGCCUGUUGCGUGCUACACAAUUUUGUUAGAACUAGAGAUGGUAUACAGUAUGAAGAUACUUUACAUACUGCGCCAAUGAGUAAUCUUAUUACAUUACAUGCAGGAAGGGGUACACCAUCAUCAUUAAACAUUAGAGACAAAUAUGCUAAUUACUUUGUGAAUGAGGGUCGUGUAGAAUGGCAAGACACGAAAAUAUGAAAUUAAAAUUGUUACAGUUCGCGCCAAAUAACUAAACUCAAGAUGGCGCGUCGCGUUGGUGGGUUGUACAUAUUACAGUUAAUAGCUAUACGUUACUGUGGUAACGUGAUAGUUUUCCCGCGCUCGUUACGUACCGCCAAACAACGUUAUACACAUUUCAGUUAUUUGGGGUGGGCUGUCUAUUACAAAACAUGUAAACUACCCUGGUAAAAUGUAUAAUUAAAUGUCUACUGACCAAAAAAA